Messenger RNA from Pipistrellus nathusii (Nathusius's pipistrelle), 381 nucleotides. Lineage: Eukaryota; Metazoa; Chordata; Mammalia; Chiroptera; Vespertilionidae. The record is from the annotation of a GenBank genome assembly.
AUGUCAGAAAAGUCCUUAAUAGAUGGGCCCCAGGAGCUGCCAACUUUUGAGGACGUGGCCGUGUACUUCACUGCGGAGGAAUGGGCCAGCCUGGCCCCCGCGCAGAGGGCCCUGUACAGGGAGGUGAUGCUGGACAACUACGCCAACGUGGCCGCCCUGGCAGCACCACCCAGCUUCAAACCAGCUCUGAUCUCUCAGCUGGAACAAGGGAAAGAGCCGUGUUUCAUGGAGCCACAGGGAACCCUGAAUUGGAGAGCAGACCUUGCAGGAUACAGUGCAAAAUUAAGAAGAUGUAUGUACUUAGCUAAAAUGAUGUCAUAUGUCAUCAAAUUAAAAAUUCUUCAGAAUCAUCUCUUCUCGGAAGACAGGACAAAGGCUUAA